This is a messenger RNA of Clunio marinus, 198 nucleotides long. NCBI's taxonomy places the organism in Eukaryota, Metazoa, Arthropoda, Insecta, Diptera, Chironomidae. The record is from the annotation of a GenBank genome assembly.
AUGAAGCUGGGAAAGCAAGAAGCAAAUUCAGCAUCACAGCUUAGACGUAAAACGUCAUUUGCAAACUCAUCCUUAAGCAGCAAUUUACUGGAAAUAAAUCUGUGGAUGAAAAAGAAAAACAAGCUCGUUGAAAACAUAAGAAGCACAAAAAGACGGUGUAAAACUGAGAAAAAAUGUGGAGAAGAAAACGUUGAAUGA